This is a messenger RNA of Gopherus flavomarginatus (Mexican gopher tortoise), 814 nucleotides long. RefSeq names its product small vasohibin binding protein (gene SVBP). Gene Ontology annotation, biological process: protein secretion; negative regulation of protein ubiquitination. The transcript has 2 exons. NCBI's taxonomy places the organism in Eukaryota, Metazoa, Chordata, Testudines, Testudinidae. The coding region runs from base 242 to 445 and encodes 67 amino acids. Gene Ontology annotation, cellular component: apical part of cell. The record is from RefSeq and is a predicted model, not a curated record.
GCCCCCUUACACCUACCAUCCGCGGUCACGUAGGAGCAAUCGAGUGCCGAGUCCUCGAUGGGACCAGCCCCUCCCCCGCCAUUUUACACUCGCGAGUAAACGGCGCGGCAGGUGCCUACGCGCCUGGGUCAGCCCGGCCAGCCCGAGCGGCGGGCGCAGGGAGCGGGGCUGCUGGGCGUGACGCCGCCGUCCCACUGGCAGGCCCUGCCCCGAGCCGAGCCGGGCGGGGCGGGAAGGAGCCAUGGAGCCCGGCGCGGGGCGGAAGGAGAAGCCCAGGCCCAAGGAGCCCGUCAGCCGCCUGGAGAAGGCCAAGCAGAGAUCGGCCCAGCAGGAGCUGAAGCAGAGACAGCGAGCGGAGAUCUACGCCCUGAACAGAGUGAUGACGGAGCUGGAACAGCAGCAGUUCGAUGCCUUCUGCAAGCAGAUGCAGGCUUCUGGAGAAUGAGACCCUCUGACUGCCAUCCCAGGAUUGCCAAUGGCAUUUUAGACCAGGAAACAACAUGGAUAAAGUGGUGGUCAGAGUUCAGUGCUCCCAGGCAUCUUUCUGCUGACCGUGGGCAAUAAUAAAAGAACCGUACAGAACUGCACACUUGCAGAUAUAGAGGAGGUAGGAUCACUUGUACAGCAUGAGCCUUGCUCCACCUGCCCUUCAUUGUAACUGCCUCUGACCAUUGUCUGGAGUUUUCCCAGCAGCAGUGCAGAAUCCUCUGGUUCAUCCUGUUAAGAUGGCAAGUUUUUCAUUUUUUUUAACACUGUCCUUCUUAAAGGUAUUUAUUACUUUGGUUUGACAAAUAAACGUUUUUUAAAAUAAAAA